GAAACUUGCUACCAGAGGGUCCACGGUCGCUGUAACCCGCAAGAAGUUCGCCAAAUUAUCGUCGCUCGGAAACUUUGGCUCUUCUCAGCUCGAUGUCUCCUCGCCAUCUGGGUCUGGCCAUGUGCGACGACCGUCAGCUCCCCUGGGCGCCAUGAUGAACAAACAACAAGUGGAGCAACGAGGCAAAGAGCUGUUGCAUUCAGCCGGCGUCCUGGGUGGCCGGGCAGGCGAGGCUGCCAAGGGUCUGUUCGCUAGAGGCCGGAGCAAACUGAAGGGAGGUCAUUCUGACAAGGUAGAUUCAUAAUCUCUUUUGUGAUUGGGGGUGCUUGACAGCGAGUGGAAACUUCUUCUUUAUGUGUGACUAUGCUUAUUGAUACCAUGCCGUAAUUGAACAUAUUUCGAUGCUUGAGAAUGUGACACAAGGGUUUCAAGCGUUCCGGGGCUAUCGCAAGCCUCUCCCACUCACCGAACUUCAGAAUGCAUCUGCCAUAGACCUGACCGACAAUGGGAGCACAAAUUACAAGCGACAUACGGUCCAUUUCGGAAGCCUGCCGCUUCCUCGGACGCACUCCGGCUUCAUCCAGCGCAAGUGGCAGGUGAAGCGGAAGGCAACCCCUACUGAGGCUGCGAGUAGAGCACAUCUGGCGGAACUAGGUGACACAACUCUCGAUGUCCGAAUUAAUGGCGAUGGUCUCGGGCCAAAACAGCAGGAGCCUUUCGUGCAGUCGAGUGGUGCUAUCACUGUGGUUGGUGAAAUGGGAACAUUCGAGGCCGAUGAUAAAGUGCAUCCCAGUAACCGCUCAGCACAACUGACAAAUACCCAUUUAUUGCCUGAUUCCACCGGGGCGAGCCGGAUCCAAUUCACAAUCAAUGGUACGCCAAUGACUACCCCUGCAGACGGACCUGACCAUGGGUGCACUGCUUCCGGAGAACAAAGAGAGGCGGGGAUCAGUAUUGAAGGUAGGCCGGCGAACCAAUCCAGCGACUCGAUAAAAGCCACAAGAGACGAGGCGCUUCUGUCUUGGACAGUGGGCAACCCUCCUGCACGCUUUGUUGAACACCGGCGUGAAGCAAGUCAGUUGUCGGUCUCGUCAUUGGGCACGGCUGACGAUGGUGGCCCCAACCUGGCGCUUAACACACACGCAGCCUCCUCUAGUCUUUCCCUUCCUUCAUCCCUGGGCGGCGGCAUGGAUACGGCUGCGACCGGCGAUGCUCGGUCUAUGACACCGAGUCGACUGCCCCACGGUCGUCAUCUUCCUCAUCAGCACACUCAGGUCAGCAGUAUCUCGUCCUGUCCUCCAAGUCGGACGGCCACACCAGUGCCCGCCGCUCCUCCAAGUGCUGAGCGCAAUGACCGGGCUUCGGCAUCGCAUCCAACCCCGCAAGCGAGACUCGCGGCAAUGAAGAUGAAAUACGGAGAGAAGAUCCGUGACAUCCGGCGGAUUUCCAUCAGCGCGAAGGAACCAGAGCAGAAACCGACUCCACCCUACAAGAAUGCGUUUGGCAGACUGACGGGACUGUUACGUCCUCGUCGCGGCAACAAACCAAAAAUUAGCAGUGUCGCGGACACCGACUGCAGACCUGCCACAUCAGCAUCGAUACGCUCCCCCAAAGUCGUCGUUCCCAUUAACCAUAUUGACCCGGCCCUGUCUAAACCCGGCCAUGCUCGCUUCUACUCCGUCGACAACAACAGCAGUCUCAGUGACCGGCAUCACCUCGAGAAUGUGGCCCCAGAUCAAUUACGCUCUACUUCGCUCACUCCGGACCCUUUCCACCGGGCGCACAUCAUUCCUCCCAAUGCUUCUGAUCCGGUCAUGCCCACCAGGACAGCCAGUCAAACCAGCAGCCGCAGCCCAUCUCGAGGCCGCGACCCCGAGCGCGGCUACACGCGCAACCUCCACAUGCGAUCCCGCAGUCCCAAGCCCUAUGCGCCCGGCCCAGAAGGAGAGACAGCCUCAAUAACCGAUAUCACUGACCCUGCCCACAAUCUGGGAAUAUUUCGCACCCGGCCGCGAACCAGCCGAUCCGGCGACCAGGAGCUCCCUUGGAAGCUGAGCAUCCCCGGUGGAGACGAUGAGCCAGAAGAGAUUCAUAAGAACGAUCGAAAAGCGCAUCAUCGUGAAUCCUCGGAGCUGUGGUCCGCACGGAUCACGGGAGAAGUGCUGAGCUGCAUCGGCAAUAGCAGCAUCCUGCAGCCGCCACCGCCACCGCAACCGUCCGAACCCGAACCUCCGAAGAACAACACGCAGAAGCAACCCCCAGCAAGAGUUGGAAAUGCUCCUCUCCUCAACCCCCAUCCGAGCCCAGGCCGAACCCUCCACCGCCGAGCAGGGUCCAACGUCGUCGCGUCAGACGCUAUGAUUCCGCCUCCGCCUCCGCCGCCACCCCAGUUCAAGCUUCCGGCGCAGCCCCUUACGCUCCUCGCGGGAAACCCGGAUGAAUCAAAGAAUAAAGCAGCAGAGCAGCAGCGGCCCAGCACAUCCCAAGCGCCCGCCCAGGACACCAAAAGAAACAAUGACGAACCAGACAACCCCCCGCCCCCGCAAACCGCUCAUCCCCACCGCCCCGAACCACCACGCGCCAUCGUCAACACACCGAUCGAGCUCCCUGUACCCGCCCGCGACGGCGCUGACGAUUCAACCGGUGAUUCCCACGAGGACGAUGAGAGCGAGAUCGUGAUGUCUAGCACAGCGUAUCCGGGACAGGAGUGGAAGCCCGUUGGGUUCAUGGGGGUAGGGAUGGGAUACGAUUGAGGGUUUGAAGAGCAAUGAAUAAUGGAGAAAAAGCCUUUUUUUUUCCGCAUUCUAGGGGCAUAAUAAUGAUAGCGUGAUUCUGCGGGUUUUGAAUAGAGGAUAGGGAUAUAAUUCGUUAUUUAUGGGGUUGAAAGAGUAUUUCUUGGUUUAAGGGUUUUGAUAUAGGGGGCUUACUGGGGGUGCAUACUCGUACUGAUUAUGGAUUAUAUUGGUAUUUUUGGUGUUCUAUGCUUGUGCUUAUGUAGAUGGGGUUUUCUAAGUUAAGUAGCUGCUAGCGAGAUAGCCGCUGGUCAGAUGACUGGAUUUGAGUAUACUCCCAUCUACCCAUCUUCUGUCCAUCAACAGGUAUAUCGAAGCUUGGCAGUCUUUUGAGAAUUGGACCAAAUGCACCUAGCUUC
This is a messenger RNA of Aspergillus homomorphus CBS 101889, 3151 nucleotides long. RefSeq lists its product as uncharacterized. Lineage: Eukaryota; Fungi; Ascomycota; Eurotiomycetes; Eurotiales; Aspergillaceae. Bases 402 to 2753 code for a protein of 783 amino acids. The transcript is spliced from 4 exons. The record is from RefSeq and is a predicted model, not a curated record.